Messenger RNA from Pteropus alecto (black flying fox), 3892 nucleotides. RefSeq lists its product as uncharacterized. Bases 145 to 1296 code for a protein of 383 amino acids. The transcript is spliced from 2 exons. Lineage: Eukaryota; Metazoa; Chordata; Mammalia; Chiroptera; Pteropodidae. The record is from RefSeq and is a predicted model, not a curated record.
CUAGAAAGUGGCAGCCCCAGGCCCCUGGCGCGUGGCAGCGGCUCAGCCCUGUGCAGCGGGCCCGCGUCACGGCCUCGAGGCUGCCCCUGCCCUGGAGCAGCUGCCUGCCUGGCCUCCUUGGAAGGGACAGCGACACAGAGGACCAUGCCCAGGGGUGGCCAUUUCCAAAGGGAGCCUGGUUCUGCUCUGGGCACAAACUCAUUCGGGUCUCGUCUCACGUCACCCGAUGCGAUGCUGGAGCCAGAAGCUGGCGUCCCGCCCCAGGCCGCUGCACUGCACCCCCUGCCCCCAGAGAACCCACGUUCCGCUGGUUCCAACGCUGCACAGUCAGGCCUCCUCGAGGGGCCCUGCGGGAACCCCCACUGCCAUCGGGGCCUCCAGGGCCUGGAGAGCCUUCCGUCCGCCCGCCGGUCAGCCCCGCCGCGCCCCAGUGGCUGUCAUUGGUCUCCUGGGUCACCCUUCACAUGUCCACUGUGUCUUCUGCGCCAGCGGCCGCACCUGCUCUGGUUCCCACACUACACACCAGGAGGCAGCGGCUGGGUCAGGGCCGCCUUCCGGGGACGGGGGGGACAGGGCUGCACUCGUGGGGCCAGAGUCGGGGGCAGAGCCCAACCCCUUGGCCACCUCCAGGCUCUCCCUGGGAUCCUGCCCCAGGUGCCUGUCCCAUGGCCCUUCCCGCCCCCAGGGGGACCCUCCCUGGCCUCCUUUGCUGUGACCUCUGCCCUCCAUGCUUUGAAUUGUCUGGCGGGUCCUGUGAGUCCGAGGCCACCCUGCCGCCGUUUCCAUGAAGUCUCCUGGAUUGCAACACAGCUCUCCCAGCACAAGGAGACAGGGGGAGAGCUGCUAGCCUCGCCCACAGCCCUGGUUUCCACUCAUGACACAUACGAGGCGCCCCCCCUGGACCCCUGCUGGACCAUGACUGCGUCUGUGACGGACGGAGCCAAGCGCCCAUGGGAGCCAGCACCACAACGCACAGGGCAGCAGCUGGUGAGGGGAGGGCAGCCUCGGGGACACGUGGGGCAGGCCGGCAGGCCUGGGGAAGGGGCUGCAGGAGGGAGGCUGCGGGAGGGAGGCUGCGGGGGGCCGGCUCAGGCCCCCGUGCUGUGCUGGAGGGGCUGGGGCAGUGGGGUGGCUCAUGCUGUGGGCCACGGGGGCCUGGGGCUUCCAGGCUGGGACCCGGAGCUUGGGCAGAGCAGACCAACACAAAGCUCACAGAGCAGGGGGCAAGGGGGAUGGGCACACGGCAGGAGACCCAGGGCCACGGCCGGAGCAGCCUGGAGGAUGGAGUUGUCAUAGCCCAUGCUGGGGUCUGGGAGGGGCCGGGCCACGCCCGAGACUGGCCAGAGGUCCAGGCUGGGUUGGGGGAGGAGGGAGGGUGGCUGACCCCUGAGCAGCCGGGUACAGACGGGCUCCCAGGGCUCCGGGCCACAGCAAGGGCGUGUGGUCUGGACACCUGUGCUGCCAAACUAAAGGGUGUGGCCCCUUGUGUGGACAAGUGGCCUCCAGGUAACUUUCUGGCUUGUCUCAUGGGACCACGUGACCAGGCUACCGGGCCCCCCGGCUGAGGGGCUGCGUGUGAGUGGGCAGGAAAGCCGCCUACCUGCUGGGGGGCCGCUGGGGGGCCAGCUGUGGCCUCCCAGGGCUGCCGCUCUGGUGACAGGCCUGACCGUGGGGACGCGAUGCUGUGACAGUGGGCACGGCUUCCUUCCCGCCCAGUGGGCCGCAUUUCCUUGCACCUGGGGCCCGGGGCCCCCUGGGCCGGGAUGGCCGUGUGAGGACUUGUUCUGGGGAGGGGCGUGUGGCUCUCCCGCGUGGCCCCGGAGGGCUGUGUGGGUGCCGAGGGCCGCUGCAGGGCCCGCUGAGGAGGGGGCUUGUGGGAGCCCCAGGACUGGCCUCCAGAAGGGGCUGGAGGGAGCUCAGCCAGGACGGUGGCCCAGGCCUCUGACGCCAGCACAGCCGGGUGGCCGUGCGCGGGGGCGCGGCUCUGUCCCGUGCUCCUGCUUCCUGGGUAAGGGGGCUCGCUGAGCGGCGCAGGGCUGGGGGGCCACCCACUGGGCAGAGGGAGAGGCAGUGAAGGUGAGAUUUCUCCAAGCCCAGGCCCUGGGGAAGGGCGCCAGAUGUCCCCUUGCAAAGGCCCCUCCCAAACCCACGUGGCCACACCUGUGCCCUGGGGUUCCCGCCCGUCGACACGUCGCUGAGUGCUGGCUGUGCUCAGCCCCGGGAGCCAAGGCGCAGGCCUGGCCUUGCACCCCCCCACCCCUGAACGCGGGGUCGCCGGGGCAACCAGGCUGCCCGUCGGCGCCGAAGGAGCUCCGUGGCCAGCUCCAGACGCCCUCACCAAAAAUGCAGUCAACGGGCUGCCCCUCUCAGUAGAAUCAAGGAGCCUUUCCGGGUCCUUCUACGCCCCCACGUCUCACGACGUGGACAUGGCAUCAGCUCCCACCGGGUCAGUAAACCCGUGAGACCAGCACUGCCCUCCACGGGCCCACGGGACUGGCCAUCACCUUCACGCCAUCGGGCACACUGCGCAGACGGGCCAGGUCAGGGGCACCACCGGCUCCCGGGGGGUUGUAGGAAACCAGGGGUAAUGGCUAGAGGCAGCUGGGGACCAGGAUGCAAACCACCACGGGCCUCGGAGACGGCCAUGCCGCUGGGAGGGGGCCCGACGCCCGGAUGCCUGCCAGCCCUGUCCCUCCCAACACCCCUGUCCCACCGAGAGCCCCUAUUCUUCCGGGUACGUCUGUCCUUGUGAGCCUGUCCCAGACGCACAGGGUGUGCAGAGGGCAGCUCGUUUGUGGCUCUGGGUAUCGCCGGCCGGGGUGGGCGAGUGGGCUGGUGCUCAGAGGGAGCCCCUCCCUACCUGGGGGUGCGCCGCUGGCAGCCCCCCAAACACCACGUGGCCCUGACAUGGCCAUGGAGUGGGGUCCUGGGGCCCAGCUGCAGCACCACACCGUGUCACCGGACAGAGGGCCUGCGGCGGCCACCACGCUGCUAAGAAAUACUUCACGGCCACCGUCAGCACCAGCGAGAGUGACUGAGUGACACCUGCCUCUGGCCCGAGAGACGCAGAGGCGGCCAGGCCCGAGGCGGGUCUGUGCACCUCUCCACCGCAGAGCCUUCACACGGAGCCCGCUCAAGCCCCCCGCUACCGGCCCGGGGGGUGGCCCGUCACAGACCCGCCUGGGCUACUCAUGGCCAAGUCACUGGCCUGAGGCCAACGCUGCCCUCAGCCCCCUGGGGCUAGGAUGGGUCCUGGCCAGUGGUGGUCAGAAGGGGCCUGCCAGGGAGCUGGGGACACCUGGGCCGCUACACAGCUGCUGCACCGAUGUCCCCGAGGAGGAGUCUGGGGACCAGAGGGCACGGGCCUGAACGCGCCGCCCAUGCUGACAGCCGUUAGCUGGGGUGUCUGAACCCCGCGCGUGCAGCCCGCACUGAGCGGGGCCGUGGGGCGGGCGGGAGGGGGCAGCAGCCCAAGCACGGGCAACAGGCGGAUCUCGGCCCAGGGUCACGGGGGACGAGCCGGAAGAAGUCAGCCCGGCUGCCUCGCUGAACCCCGCCCAGCGACCCGGCUCUCUCCUGGAGGUGACUGCAGACGGGGGUCCUGCCCACCGAGACCGAGACAAGCGGGUGUCCUCAGAGAGGGGGCCCCAUGCUCGGGCCCCAGGCUCCACGCCCGACAUCGCCCCGCAGCCUCCAGGGCUGGCCCCGUGACGCUCGCCCUCCCCGCCGUCCCACGGCUGGCUUCGCGGGCGCGUGUGAGGUGCUCGCGAACAUCUGCCGAGCGAGUGGUCUAUUUUAAAAAGCCGGCGUAUUAGGUAAACCCAUCGGGGUCCUAAAAACAUGUAGUAGUUUCCCUGGAUUAAAACACGUCUAUGGUUUUCUAAAGCGGAAA